GUCAACUGUCAAGCCAAGAGAGGGAAAAUAAAGUUUGUUUAUAAAUUGUUAGUCCGAGACGUAACAUAAGAAUCAUUGAUGACUGGGUUGAGUAUCAGCUGUCAGGAGAGGAAUUAAGUGUGUUUAUAUUUCAUAAGUCGAAGAUGUUACUGAAUUUACGCCAAAAACUGUUGAAUGGGGUGUAAAUAUUGAGAUAUAUCGGCUACACGUGAGACCUAUGCAGACUAAAUACAGUGGACUAUUACGAUGACAACACCAAGUUUAAUACCGCUAGUAGCACUACCAAUACCAGGAGACAUUCUCUCAUAUCUCCAAUCUGCCGGAUACCUUUAUUACGAAGACAUCGAACAAGAAGAGGGCUCUCCAGCUGAUAAUAUAGUUAAAAAAUUUGCAAGUAAUACAAAACUGUUUUGGAAAGCUGUUAUGUCACCACCUGAAGUAAAGACGGCACUUGACAUCUGGCAGGAGGAGAGUCAGCUGUUUGGCAUUGUGACUUUCUGCAAAGCAAUUGAUGACAUGUUAGAUGGAGGUAUUCCACUGCAGAGCAUCACAGAAUUUUGUGGAGCUCCAGGUUCAGGGAAGACACAGCUCUGCUUGCAGCUUUGUGUUGAUGUGCAGAUUCCGAGCAUAUUUGGUGGUCAUGAAGCAGAAGCUGUGUAUAUAGACACAUCAAGCAGUUUCACAUUGAUUAGAUUGUCAGAUAUGGCUGAUGCUUGCAUCAGUCAUUGUUCUUUAAUUGCCAGACAACAAGGUAAACUCCCUGCCUCAACUUUCACAAUGGAAGCAAUAAAAAAUGGCAUAUCUUAUAUAUCAGUAACAAACCACAUACAGCUGUUGGCUGCAGUCUUUCAACUCAGUGACAUUUUAGAAAAAAGAAAUGUGAAAUUGAUUGUCAUUGAUAGUAUUACAUUCCCUCUCCUAUAUGGAGAACUGAGCAGCAUCCAGAGAACAAGACUGUUGCAUCAGAUCCUUGAUGAAUUGCAUCUGUGUGCUAAAAAAUUCAAAGUUGCGGUCGUUGUAACAAAUCAGUUGACUACAAAAGUCUUUGGUGAUGGCACCUCACAAGUUGUUCCAUCACUGGGAGAAAGUUUUAGUCACCGUAUUAAUCAUCGCAUCAUGUUAGGAGCUGAGAGAGGUGGCACUUUUGCAGCAGUGCUCUUGAAAAGUGCUGUGUACCCAUGUGCUUCUGUCGGCUUUCAGAUAUCAAAUAUUGGAGUGAGAGAUAUUGGCAAUGGCUAACACCACAACUAUUGAUUGCCAUGUGAUGUUUAAAACUUCAUGCAUGUUGACACUGAGACCAGGAAGUGGUUCUUGAGCACAGUAUACAUAUGUUUAUAUUCCAGACAAAAAUUGGUUUUUAUCAUGUGUGUCUUAAUGAUUCUUUUAUUUACUUGUGAAAGAAAGCCUUUGUUCGUACUGUGUAAAUUUUUUGACCAGAAUUAUUGUUUGUAAACUGACCAGUAUCUAAAGAAAUCUAUGUACACUCUAUUAUAAAAUUAUUAAUAGUUUUGUAACCUUGGUUACUAUUGUAAUCACAUGAAAUUUAAAUUGUAUUAAAAUAAAAAUAUUAAGAUUCGAAUUCGGUGUCUUGAGCUUCGAGCUCUUCUUCUUCUUUAAAUUCAAAGGCUGUAAGAAAAUUGCCAAGUCACCUGAAAAAGUGUUCUCUCUCUCUCUCUCUCUCUCUCUCUCUCUCUCUGUUGCCUCUUUCGUGUUGUAGUGACACAUCCAUUAAAUUUUUUAUCUUUAUUGGGCAGGCUCUGUCUUCAACUCGUGUAAUAACUAUUAUAAUAUGGACUUACCCUAUAUCCUCUUAAAAUUUUCUUUUUUAAAGGCCUUUUUCUAUAAAGAGGACAAAAUUUUAAUUUUUUCUGACUUUUCAAACCUGUGCUUAAGUCCUUAAUCUAAUGGUGUUUUCACAUUGACUCCAUGAAGUCACCAAAGUAUAGAAAUGUAAGUUCCCCAUCCUGACCCUCAAGGUGCCAUUAUCAUUUAAUUUGCUUUGGUUUGAGAUUCAGGUCUUUGAAUUCAUGUUGAAAAUGACAUUGUUAGUGCAGCAGCCUGUGAAUAAGUAAUAUGUUGAAUUUCUUUUUGUAUAUAACUGUUUGUGAUAAAAGAAACUAUGACAGCUAUGCUAUGUCAACAAUAUCUGCGUUGCAGUUAAAUAUUUUUCCAAUAUGUGUUAAUUAGUAACUUUAUACACAGAUCAGAUUCACAAUGGGGAACACAUCAACAGAUCAAACACAGAAAACAUAUACAACUGAAAGAAUGAAAAUAAGUUAUUUUUAUAUGGUUACAUGCUGGCCAUUUACAGGAUAUUAUUCUUAAAAAAAAAAAAUAAUUAACUGUGCUCAAGAUUUUUUCUGUUGUAUAGAAGUACUUGUUAAACUUGUUUACUAAACAUCCGAAAAAGUUUUUGCUAUCUGUCUGACAUUUUAAUUCUGUGGGUAGAUUGUCAAAGAGUUUCAUAGCUGCAUAUUUCACAUCUUACAUUUAUUAAUGGAUGGUGAGAUCAUUUUUCCUUCAAGUGAAUGAGUGGAUUGUGAGGCCAUUGCUAAUAUUCCUAGCUACUGAAAGAGAUAGCUGGAAGAUGUACAGGUGUGAACUCUACAAAUAAUUCUAUUCACUUUCUUUUAUGCGAUAAACAUCUUUUGUCUAAGCGAUGAGUUAGCCCGAGAUAUCAGUGAAUGAAAAUAUGUGAAAUCUGUUUACUAAUUACUUCUAUAUACCAUUGUUGGCAAUUAUUUUUAUGGCAAAAGUUGCUGAACCUAAAAGUUUUAGUAGGUGAAAUGUUUCCAGGUAGAUGAGAACAGACUUAAGUUUGUUUCUGUUGUCUGUCCGCAAAACAAAUGGUGGUGUAACUUCUAAUUUUUAUAGCUCCUCAGUUAAACACUUGCUUCAUGUUCACUUCCUUGCAAUGUCAGGCAAUUUAUGACAUGCUAACUAAGAAAUUCUUACUUGCAACAAAGAAUUUAACUUCGAGACAUUUAAUACAAAAUGAUAGCUACCAUUAUGAGUCUUUUUUAAUUUUGCAAUAAU
This is a messenger RNA of Schistocerca cancellata (South American locust), 3036 nucleotides long. RefSeq names its product DNA repair protein RAD51 homolog 3-like. The transcript has 8 exons. NCBI's taxonomy places the organism in Eukaryota, Metazoa, Arthropoda, Insecta, Orthoptera, Acrididae. Gene Ontology annotation, cellular component: replication fork; Rad51B-Rad51C-Rad51D-XRCC2 complex; Rad51C-XRCC3 complex. The coding region runs from base 247 to 1239 and encodes 330 amino acids. The record is from RefSeq and is a predicted model, not a curated record. Gene Ontology annotation, biological process: meiotic DNA recombinase assembly; DNA repair; reciprocal meiotic recombination. Gene Ontology annotation, molecular function: four-way junction DNA binding; crossover junction DNA endonuclease activity; ATP hydrolysis activity.